GAUUUUUAAGAAAUUGUAUGUCUUGCUGGGGUGUUACAGCAGACCAGAACGACCUGUCCCAGGACACUGACUGUUAUGCACAGCCAAACGGGCUGGAAUUGGAAGACCUUACAGCAGUCACUUUGGAGAUGCUUCACUAUUUAAAGCAAAAAGGGCCAUCAACAAAGGGUAUUUUUCAAAACAUUGACAAUAUAAAGUCAUUUCUAUGUCUAAAGGAAAAAAUUAUGUUUGGAUAUAUAUUAAAUUGUGAGAAUGAGUCUCCACUUGUCGUGGCAGCCGCAUUAAAGGAUUGUCUUCGAAUAAUCCCUGGUACUCUUUUUACAACGGAACUCUAUGAUAAAUGGCUUCGUGUUCUUGAUGAGGAUGAGGAGAAAGUCACAGAAAUCAAAAGGCUCUUACAAAACCUGCCCGUAUGUAACUUGGAUAUCCUCAGACAGUUAUUUUCGUGUUUGCAUGAGAUUUCUAAACAAGCAUCCUUCAACCUCAUGAGCGCACCAAAGUUAGCUUUUUGCAUCACAACAAGUAUAUUUCCGCUCUGGACAUCUACAUCAAAUUUGGAAAGUGAAUUACUUAAAAAGAUAUCUAUCGUUGAGUUUUUUAUUGAAAACUAUGCACGAAUCUUUGAAGAACAUAAUGAUUUGCUGCUUAGAAAGAGCUGGGAAAAUCCCAGUACCAGCUUUGGGAGCAGCACUGAACAGGAUAAAAUUGUGUGGGAACCAGAAAACAGCACAGAAUUGACAUCGAACACCAGUCUGGAUUCGGGCACGGAUCCAGAAUUGACAUCGAACACCAGUCUGGAUUCGGGCACGGAUCCAGAAUUGACCUCAAAUACCGAUGUGGAAUUGAGCAGUGAUCUAGAGAUCCUGAACGCCACGAUGGAUUCAACCUCAGACUCAGAUGAUGUCCUACCAAUAUGGAGUCUGAUGCCUUGUCAGAUCAUGUAAUAUGGCUACCAACAUUGAUCCAGAACCAG
Ochotona curzoniae (black-lipped pika) is the source of this 973-nucleotide messenger RNA. Its product is annotated as rho GTPase-activating protein 20-like. The annotation marks the transcript as partial. NCBI's taxonomy places the organism in Eukaryota, Metazoa, Chordata, Mammalia, Lagomorpha, Ochotonidae. The record is from RefSeq and is a predicted model, not a curated record. Gene Ontology annotation, biological process: signal transduction. The transcript is spliced from 11 exons. Gene Ontology annotation, molecular function: GTPase activator activity.